Fusarium verticillioides 7600 is the source of this 1095-nucleotide messenger RNA. RefSeq lists its product as hypothetical. The transcript has 2 exons. The record is from RefSeq and is a predicted model, not a curated record. The coding region runs from base 1 to 1095 and encodes 364 amino acids. NCBI's taxonomy places the organism in Eukaryota, Fungi, Ascomycota, Sordariomycetes, Hypocreales, Nectriaceae. Gene Ontology annotation, molecular function: hydrolase activity.
AUGCGAGUCAUUGACAACCCGAAAACCGCACAAAGAACACGGGACGGCAAGUUAUUCAGUAUGGCUCCUGAUAAGCUUGUGCCAAACGACUCUCGGGUCAAGACCGAGACUGCCCAGAUUCGGGGUAAAAACUACAAGUACAUUGUUGGGGAGCCUGAGGGUACCCCUCUGGAGACAAUAGUUCUCAUUCAUGGCUUUCCGGAUCUUGGAUUUGGCUGGCGCUAUCAGGUUCCCUACCUCAUGUCCCUGGGAUUUCGGGUCAUUGUCCCCGACAUGGUGGGAUAUGGCGGUACUGAUGCUCCAGAGUCGCUUGAGGAGUACACAUACAAGAGCCUUUCAGCUGACAUUAACGAGUUGGCUCGAAAGUACGUCGGAGAGGAUGGACAGAUCAUUCUUGGUGGACACGAUUGGGGUGGUGCUAUUGUAUGGAAGGCCGCCUGCUGGUAUCCUCAAUUGAUUAAGAGUGUCUUCAGUGUCUGCACACCCUACAUGCAGCCCAAAGAGACGUUUGUCCCCCUCGAAGCUAUCAUUCAGAGUGGCCAUCUGCUCAAUUUUAGCUACCAGCUGCAGUUCAAGGGCCCCGAGGUUCAAUCGCGUCUCCAAGGAGAGGAAAAGAUCCGGCAGUUCUUGAAUGCCCUCUAUGGCGGCCGUACACCCAGUGGUGAUCUUGGGUUCUCUGCCAAGGACGGUAUCUACUUCGAUAAGCUACCGGAACUCGGUCCCUCGCCACUUGUCAGUAAGGAAGAGUUGGACUACUACGCCAAAGAGUAUGCCUCGAAAGAGCCACCUGAGCUGCGUGGCCCUCUAAACUAUUAUCGCAUGCAGGAGCUCAACCACCGCGACGAUGCAGAGGUGGCCAAGAAGGGUGGCCACAAGUUCGAGAUGCCAGCUUUGUUUAUCACUGCAACUGACGAUUCGGCUCUCCCGCCGUCUAUGUCCAAGGGAAUGGACUCGGCUUUUGCUAACUUAACUCGGGAGGAAGUCAAAGCGUCUCACUGGGCGCUAUGGCAGGCUUCUGAGGCCGUGAACCAACAUAUCACGAAAUGGCUCGAUGGGGUGUUGGAUGGUGCGUUGAAGGCAAAGGCAUCUCUAUGA